GCAUACUUUACGUGAUGAGCGGUUUAAUGUUGAAAAAUCAGCUGCAACUCAGCCCAUGCUACUUGUCAUAUCCGACCACUAGGAUUGAAAUACGUGGAGCCAUCACUUGCAAGGACGACGCACGCAACCAAUUUGACACCUCAGUAUAAAAAUCUUUCAGGCUAUGGCUGGUGUACCGUCAACUGAAAUUCCCAAAAAGUAGAAACAGGAAUUUCUUCAAGUUAUUUGCAGAAAACGCUUAAAGCUUGAUAGAAAGAGCUUUUGUAGUCUUUUAGGUAACUUCAUAGUGAGAGAAAGUUGUUGAUUUUUUUGGCUAGGAAGAAGCUCAAGUGUCAAUUCGAAAUAGCAUCGAUUUGAAUUUUUUUUUUUUUUUUGGUUGAAAUUUUGGUAGCUGAGGAUUUCUAGGCAUAAGAGAUUAUACGGUGCAGUUUGGAGAGAGGCACCUUAGAUGGGUUCAUUGACUAUCACCAAGGAACUUUGAACAAGUCACGGGUUAUUACUGCAGGCCAUGGAGAAUUGUGGAAGCAUCACCGAAAAGCUCUUCUCCAAUGGAGAUGCUUAUGUGGGUAGUUUCAAGGCGAUGCUUCCUCAUGGAAGAGGUAAAUACACCUGGUCAGAUGGAUCCGUUUAUGAUGGUUGUUGGGAAGAAGGAAAAAUGACUGGUGAAGGACGGCUUAUUUGGCCUUCCGGAGCUUCAUAUGAGGGUGACUUCUCUGGGGGUUACCUCCAUGGUUUUGGAGUGUUUAAUGGGUCCGAUGGCUCAAUUUACAGAGGUGUUUGGAGGAUGAAUACCCAGCAUGGGAUAGGAAGAAAGCAGUAUCAGAAUUCUGAUGUUUAUGAUGGUUGUUGGAAAGAGGGAGUACGUGAAGGCAGUGGUAGAUAUGCAUGGAGUAAUGGCAACAUGUAUGUCGGGAACUGGAAAGAUGGAAAAAUGAGUGGUAGAGGUGUUAUGAAAUGGUUCGAUGGUGAUCUUUUUGAUGGAUUUUGGUUGAAUGGUUUUAGACAUGGGUCAGGCUGUUACCGAUUUGCUGAUGGAAGUUACUACUUUGGGGGAUGGACUAAAGGGCUAAAAGAUGGACAUGGAAUGUUCUAUCCUGCUGGAAAUAAGCAUCACUCAGUGACGAGGUGCAGUGAUUGGAAAAAUGAGAAGCGGAAAAAGCAGCUCUCAAAUCUUUCAUCAGCUAAUUCCGAGUCUGUGAAACCUAAAGUGAAGCGUAGUCUUUCGGAUAAAAUCUCCUCUGGUUUGCUUAAAGGUUCAGGGAGCUUAUCAGUGAAGACUAUAUCACAGGGAGAAGACAUAGCCCUUGAUGAUUCCAGCAGAGACAUUUUGGCCUGUGAUUCAUCAAGUGCAUUAUCUCAAAGCUCUCGUGAUGACAAAACGGAUCUUCUGGAAACAGGGUCUGUAGCUUAUGAAAGGGAAUACACACAAGGAGUCCUAAUGAAAGAAAGGAUUAUAAAUAUUAGUAGGCUGUCUCGCAAAAGUAAACAACGGCUUAAAUUUCAGGCAAAAGAAGUAAAAAGGAGGUCCUGUGUGGCCUUUCUGGAAGGCCGUAAGAGCUACUAUCUGAUGCUUAAUUUGCAACUUGGUAUCAGGUAUUCUGUUGGCAAGAUCACUCCUGUGCCUAUCCGUGAAGUGAGACAAUCAGACUUUGGAGAUCAGGCAAGAAUCAAAAUGUACUUUCCCAGGAAGGGCUCGCAAUUUACACCUUCACAUCAUUCCGUUGAUUUUUAUUGGAAGGAUUAUUGCCCUAUGGUUUUCAGAUAUUUAAGAGAGUUGUUCAAGCUGGAUGCUGCAGACUAUAUGAUGUCCAUCUGUGGUGAUGAUGGUCUGAGAGAGCUUUCAUCUCCUGGAAAAAGUGGCAGCCUUUUCUAUCUUUCUCGUGAUGAUAGAUUUGUGAUCAAGACUUUAAAGAAGUCUGAGCUCAAGGUUCUACUGAAGAUGCUUCCUUAUUACUAUAAUCAUGUAAAGGAACAUGACAACACCCUCAUAACAAAAGUUUUUGGGGUGCACAGGAUAUCAUUGAGACGUGGAAAAAAGGUACGCUUUGUAGUCAUGGGGAAUAUGUUUCUGACUGAAUUGAGAAUACAUCGCCGCUAUGAUCUGAAAGGUUCUUCUCAUGGGAGAUUUACGAAGAAAGAUCGGAUUGACGAGACGACUACAUUAAAAGACCUCGAUUUAACAUAUGAGUUUCAUAUGGACAAGUUAUUACGUGAGGCACUUUUCAAACAAUUAUCUUUGGACUGCGGAUUUUUGGAAUCUCAGAACAUUAUAGACUAUAGCCUUCUAUUGGGGUUACAUUUUAGAGCUCCUGAGAAUCUAAUAUCUCUUUUACAGCCACCUGAUUCUGUGCACAAAGUUGAAACUAAUCCUGAUCAUUUGGAAGGUGGGAUAUCUCAGGGGGAGCUCUCAAUUCCACCAAGGGGUUUGAUUUUAGUAACCCAUGAACCCAGUUCUGUCAGCGCUACACCAGGUCCUCAUGCAAGAGGAAGUACACUGAGAGCCAUGUCCGUUGGUGACCAGGAGGUUGAUCUUCUUUUGCCUGGUACUGGAAGGUUAAGGGUACAAUUAGGUGUAAACAUGCCCGCCCAAGCAAACCAAAGAGUCAUGCAGGAUGAGUCAGCUUCAGUCCAAGUUGAACUCUUUGAGGUAUAUGAUGUUGUUCUAUAUCUCGGAAUAAUUGAUAUACUGCAAGACUACAACACGAAAAAGAAACUGGAGCACACCUACAAAUCGUUUCAGUUUGAUCCCAUGUCGAUCUCCGCAACUGAACCCAAGAUUUAUUCGAAACGUUUCCUCAAUUUCUUGGAGAAAGUGUUCCCCGCUGAACCAUGAAAAGUCUAAUAAUUAUCUUGCAAAUACUUUUUUGCUGUCCAGCUGAGACGCUCUUCAGUUUUCUUGAUUAGAGCUGGAUGGAGAAAAGCCUUCUCAUGAUCUAUUGAAGAGCAAAUUUAUCACCACCCGACUAUUCCAUUCUUAAUGUACCCAAAUGUACGUGGUUCUUUUGUACAGUUGACUUAAGCCAACAGUUUUGUAGCUGAAAGGGUCUUCGGUGUUGAUUUAUCUUGAAGAUUUUUGCUUUAAGCUAAGCUUCUUGUUUCAAUUC
Lycium barbarum (goji berry) is the source of this 3104-nucleotide messenger RNA. Its product is annotated as phosphatidylinositol 4-phosphate 5-kinase 7-like. The coding region runs from base 509 to 2833 and encodes 774 amino acids. The record is from RefSeq and is a predicted model, not a curated record. NCBI's taxonomy places the organism in Eukaryota, Viridiplantae, Streptophyta, Magnoliopsida, Solanales, Solanaceae. Gene Ontology annotation, biological process: phosphatidylinositol metabolic process. The transcript has 10 exons. Gene Ontology annotation, molecular function: 1-phosphatidylinositol-4-phosphate 5-kinase activity; ATP binding.